Molecule: messenger RNA, 858 nt
Organism: Ostreococcus tauri
Lineage: Eukaryota; Viridiplantae; Chlorophyta; Mamiellophyceae; Mamiellales; Bathycoccaceae
Product: Tim44-like domain
Exons: 1
Coding region: 1-858 (285 amino acids)
Cellular component (GO): mitochondrion
Source: RefSeq, a predicted model, not a curated record
AUGUCAACCACGCGCGCGCGUCUCUUCGAGCGCGCCGCAUCCGCCCUCUCCACGCGCAGAUCGACGCACGUAAAUGUCACGCGCGACGUCAUCCACGUGAUACCCACUCGCGCGUACGCGAGACCGACGUUGAAGGGUGUGAACCCGACGCCCAGCGCCGCCUCGGGCGCGCGAUCGGGCAUUCGCUUGAACCGCACGUCGAGCAACGUCAUCGCCGAGCCGUACGCCGGACCUUUGAGACGUCCGACGAUCGUCCAGGCGCUGACCACGAGCUUGGGAUGGCGGUACGUCGUCGACAGCGCGUUGGGAAAGGCGAAGGACGCGUACGCGCUGAGCAAGUGCACGAAGGAGAUAAAAGGAUUCACGCUCGACGGGUUCAAAGCCGAGGCGAAGCAAUUGUACAGGAUGAUCAACGCCACGAGCGCGUCGACGAGCGGGACGCGGGCGCUGAGUCACGAGACGCGACACGCGACGACGGAUAAGAUGCAGAGCGACCUGAAGCGGGAGCGCAAGGCGAGAGAGCUCGGGGGGUGGGGGGCGAUCGAUUGGUCGUUGGAGGACAUCGAGGAGUGUCAGGUGGUUCGAGGGCGUUUAAUCAUGGCGAAUCCAAACGACACCAGCGGGGCUGGGUUCGUGCAGCUCACGACGCGGUUUCGGUCGAGGCAGCGGUUCGCGGCGUACGACGGGAAAGGCAGGCUCGUCUCAGGCGAUCCCGACGAGGUGUUGGACGUGGAGGAUUUUUGGGUGUUCGAGCACGGGUUGAAGAUUCCAAACUCGCGCUGGAGGCUGGCUGGCCGGCUCCACGUCCCAAACUCGUCUUCGGGGUCCGCGGCGCAGGCGACGCAGAGUGAAAAGUGA